UUGAAGUCAGCAAAAGACAACAACUUUAUUGCUUUAAAAUUCCGUGGCACCCACCACUACAUAUUCAAAUCUUCAACGCAUGUUUUUGGUGUUUCUCCAUUUGCGUUCUGGUUUCAAAGAUCUCUGACCCAGAACCCAAAACUUCUUCAGAUUGCUGUUUUCCUAUCACCUCAGGCAGCUGCAAGAGAAAAAUCAAUGUAUCCAAAGGUGAAGGUGAGGGAACUAGGGGAAGAUGAUCUAAUAGCUUUCAAAGUUCAUGAGGGGACUUUGAAGGAUUUUGAAUCUCGCCCUAUACAUGAUCUUAGUUCUUCAGUCACCGAAUGUGAAGAUGAUUCACCACGAUCUGUCGUGAGAAUUCCAGAGUCACAUAUCUCGAAUUCAGUGAUUCGUAUGACUCCUUUAUCCAAAGAAGGCAAGAGUGACAACAAAGUGAAAGAUGCGGAGGACAACAAACAAAAUGUUAAAGCUACUUCAGUCCUGCGGCCACGUGCUGUCUUAUCAAGUCCCGAUAAUGAUGGGAUGAUUGGAAACCGAAACAAGGAUGGGGUGAUUGGAAACCGAAGCAAGGCUAAAGCAGAACUACUUUCAGAUUUGAAGAAUCAUAAUUUGUGCCAAAACAGGCACACCAGAUGCAAGGUUACACCCAAGCAAAGCACUAACGAAAAUUCCAUAACCAAGAAAGGAGAGUCCAAGGAAGCUGGUGAUAGUAAAAGUGAACUAAAAGUAAAAGGACGCUCAACAAUAGCCAAUCCAACACAGAGAGUGCACCUCGGAAAAUGAAAACCCAACUCGGAAGUUAAGCUCUAAGGAGUUUGAGAUUAGAAUGGUGUUCAACCUUUUUGAGUGGACUUUCACAUAACCGGAGGCUUAUUAACUGGAUAUAUCAAACCAUCUGUCUAUCCAUGGCUUUUGUGAGCUUGGAGAAAUGACAAGUUUACACGAUAAAGGCGUUACUCUUCUGAAGAAACAAUGAAGAGGUUUUGUAUAUGAAAAGUAGCUACUUUGUCUCGACCCUUUUACGUGUUUUGUUAUACUAUUGUCGAAGGAGAAAGGAAACGUUUGAGCACUUUAUAGUAUCGGAGAUACAAAGAAAAUUGAUUUUCAAGAUAAA
Molecule: messenger RNA, 1111 nt
Organism: Rhododendron vialii
Lineage: Eukaryota; Viridiplantae; Streptophyta; Magnoliopsida; Ericales; Ericaceae
Exons: 5
Coding region: 196-780 (194 amino acids)
Source: RefSeq, a predicted model, not a curated record